GCUCACUUUGCGCUGCCUCAAAGCCGAAUCUGCUUGAUUCCUCUAGACUCCAUCGUCGAUAACUUAAUUUAACAUAAACAAAUUUAACUUUCAAAGUAACUUUAACACAUUUGACCAACCGUUAUGGCGAAUCCUCACCGUACGAACGUUCUGGUGACUUCGUGUCUGAAAACGCCGGUUGACCCGCACACCAAGGCUCCUUUAGCUUCAUACGAGCGGGAGAGAGUUCUUCCCUACUCGGCCACGAGCUACCUGGACAACCGGGACUACGAGAAGGAAUUGGAGUAUGAGGACUUGGGAUCGGAUUUCUUUUAUGAGGACUAUCUGGGAAAGGAGGACCCUCGCAUGGGGGGUGGCCAUCAUAGAGCAGCAGCAGACUACCUCGACCUGAGUAAAAUCUUCUUUUCUAAUGAGGAAUACUACAGCAAGCUGGAGGAGCUCAAAAAGGCCCAUCUGCGCACCAUGGAGGAGCUGGAAAGCAUGUAUCAACAAAAGCUGCAGCUCAGGUCAAUGGAUCCCUUAGACAUGGCAACGCUGGAGCCAGGGCACAGGCUGCUCUGGUCAAAUUUAAACCCUGUAGCUUCACAUCAUCCUUUGAGAAAGUCGCACUCCGCUGUUGAGCUCCGGUGGAUCUCUGGGCAGUCAGACUCAUCCGACGAAAAUGAAGCUUGGAGUAACACGGUGGAAAAAGGCCUUCUGUUCUCUCCUAAAGAGUACAUCAAGAACAUGUGGAAGGACUUCAAGGUUCCCUUCAACAAACACCGCAUCUCCUCCUCCUCACUGCACAGCAUGCCUGGAGACCAGAGGAGACUGCGGAAGAGAAGGGACAAAAGACAGCAGGAAGAGGGCAAACCCAACGUGACCGUCCCAAAACCCUUCCACAUGACGCUGCGUGAAGCUGAGAGGCUGAAGCGUGGCGUAAAGUCCCGCUCCGAGGUGGAAAUGGAGAACGUGGAUCUGAAGAGGCAGCUGGAGGAGCUGACAGAAUGCCAGAAGCAGUUCCGUGCCAGUCCCGUACCGGCACACGUCCACCUUCCGGUUUACGAAGAGAUGCAGGAGCGCAACAAGGAGCAACGGAGAAGCAUGCGAGAUCGAGAGACGCGGCACCUUCGUGCCAUUCAAAAGCCUUUCAGCUUCCUGGAGAGGGAGAGGCUAAAGAAGGAGCAGAAGCAGCUGCAGCAGCAGCAGCAGCAGCAACAAGCCGACCGCGAGAAGAUGAAGCCUUUCAAAGCCAAGCCUGUGCCAAAAUCUGUGUAUGCAGCCGCGUCAGGGGAUCUGGUGAAGGAGGAUGAAUUGUAUCGCUCCAUCAAGAUGCAUAUGAGGGCCCAGGAGUUGCUGCGGAGUUCCUCUGUGCCUCCCAGCAUGCUCACACGGCGCCUGAAUGAUCGGAAGAAGCCCAAAGAUGAACUGGGCGAUGGCUUUACCCACAAGCCUCAGAUAAACAGAGAGGUGCCUGACUUCGACGCCAGCUACAGACGCUUCCAGAAGCAGCUGGAGAAGCGGAAGGACGUAAAGACAACGACGGCGUGCGAACCCUUCGAGCUGAAGACGUCCCAGAUCUCCUCGCACCGGGAGCGCAUCCUGGCCGACAUCGAGAAGGACCAGAGCAGCCCACGGUUGCUGCGCUGGCCUCACAUCAGCCCCGGGCCAGCGCGGACCCCCAACUCAAGCCUCUGUUCGUCCCUGUCGGGAAGUCUGGAGCUGCUUCCUGCCAAAGUUACAGAUGCUACUAAAAAGCGUCACGAAGCUGUGAGAAAAGCUCUGGAGCAGCGGAAAAAGGCAGAGGAAGAAGAGGAGCGUUGGAGGGAAAAGCAGAGGGAGAGAGAAAAGAAGCUGCAGAGGAUGGUUUUAAAACGAGCCCAAGCGAAUGACCCUCAUCUUGCUCUUUCACAGACCAACAAGAGCAAACUGAAAGAGUUCAGGAAACAAGACGUUCAGCGUAAGAGAGAAUAUCGGCAGGAGAUCAGAGAGAUGCGAGAAAGAGUGCAAGGAAGGCCGCUGCUGCUGGAGCAGGUCACACAGAAGAAUGCUAAGCAGACAGCAGAGAAGCAUUACAUCGAAACCCUGCAUGGAUGCGAUGUGAACGAGGACUUUAUAAGCAGCAAGGCGGGCAAAUCAGCACCUGAGCGCAAAAUCUCAACAACCAGUGACAAUAACCAGAGUGAUCAGGGGGAAGCCGACUUUAAAACCGUUCACUACAGAAAGGUCUACCUGGAUGAUGAAGACAUUAAUUGUGCUUCUGAUAAUGACGAAGAACGAGAGGAGCAGAAGAGUGAUCAGGCCUCGCUGAACCACCGCGAGAGUGAAGACGCCAGCGGUCACCAUGGUGACGAUCCACAGUACUCUGACGAAAGUUACAAUUACUCAGACGAUCAUGAGGAUUUCUCAGAUGACAGCGAGCAUGAUGUUGAUGAUAAACAAGAAUUAGUAGACUGAUGACUUUAAGACGCAACAAACAUGAGGUGUAGACAAAUGCUGUUAUUUAUGAGCUCUGUAAUAGAUACAGAGUUGUAAUUGUAAUUUUAGGUUGUACAAAUAAACAUGAAUU
This is a messenger RNA of Xiphophorus maculatus (southern platyfish), 2548 nucleotides long. RefSeq names its product family with sequence similarity 161 member A (gene fam161a). Gene Ontology annotation, cellular component: cilium. NCBI's taxonomy places the organism in Eukaryota, Metazoa, Chordata, Actinopteri, Cyprinodontiformes, Poeciliidae. The coding region runs from base 124 to 2436 and encodes 770 amino acids. The transcript has 7 exons. The record is from RefSeq and is a predicted model, not a curated record. Gene Ontology annotation, biological process: cilium organization.